This is a messenger RNA of Neogale vison (American mink), 1105 nucleotides long. It is a transcript of the gene PYM1, whose product is annotated as PYM homolog 1, exon junction complex associated factor. NCBI's taxonomy places the organism in Eukaryota, Metazoa, Chordata, Mammalia, Carnivora, Mustelidae. The coding region runs from base 53 to 664 and encodes 203 amino acids. Gene Ontology annotation, cellular component: cytoplasm; exon-exon junction complex. Gene Ontology annotation, biological process: exon-exon junction complex disassembly. The transcript is spliced from 3 exons. Gene Ontology annotation, molecular function: RNA binding. The record is from RefSeq and is a predicted model, not a curated record.
AGGGGGGCGGGACCCCAGCCCGCUCACGCCGGAAGUGGUUUGCGUUUUCAAGAUGGCGACUCCCUAUGUAACUGACGAGACCGGCGGCAAAUACAUCGCUUCAACACAACGACCUGACGGGACCUGGCGCAAGCAACGGAGGGUGAAAGAAGGCUAUGUGCCCCAGGAGGAGGUCCCAGUGUAUGAGAACAAGUAUGUGAAGUUUUUCAAGAGUAAACCAGAACUGCCUCCAGGUCUGAGCCCCGAGGCCACUGCUCCUGUCACCCCAUCCAGGCCUGAAGGAGGGGAACCAGGCCUCUCCAAGACAGCCAAGCGCAACCUGAAGCGGAAGGAGAAGCGGCGGCAGCAGCAGGAGAAGGGGGAGGCAGAGGCCUUGAGCCGGACUCUCGAUAAGGUGUCUUUGGGAGAGACUGCCCAAGUCCCCACUGCUCCGCAGGGCUCCCGGGCAGCCCCUACAGCUGCCUCUGACCAGUCUGACUCAGCUGUCACCACUGAGAAGGCCAAGAAGAUAAAGAACCUAAAGAAGAAGCUUCGGCAGGUGGAAGAGCUGCAGCAGCGGAUCCAGGCUGGGGAGAUCAGCCAGCCCAGCAAAGAGCAGCUGGAGAAGCUAGCGAGGAGGAGGGCGCUAGAGGAGGAGCUCGAGGACUUGGAGCUGGGCCUGUGAGGCCUUUGGGGAGUAGGGAAUGGACUGCAGAACAAACCAUGGGGCUCUCUGGGGUCCUGAGGAAUGUGGGCAGCAGCAGUCAGGAGGGGGACCCCCCAUACUGACUCAGUUCCACCUCUCAUGGUCCAACUCCGUCCUCCAGAGCCUAGCCUCGCCGUCAUUCCUUCCCUCUUCUUCCCAACUCCUAUUUUUUGGACUUUUCUCCCUCCCAUUCCCAGUGUUGAAAAUCUCAGUGACUACCCCAGGUACCUUUGCUGCUGAUUUGGGUGUCUUGUUUAAAAGAGAAUUGGGUGGGUGGGACUCUUGGAGAACUGAGGUCGAGGGUAGGGGGAGUACACCCAAGUCUUGGAGUCUUGGUUCCUGUUCACAGUGUUUAUGGGUUAUUUCUCCCUCCAUUCCUCACCUCCUUUUUUUUUUUUUCUCUUUUUUUUUUUUUUUAAA